This is a messenger RNA of Hyaena hyaena (striped hyena), 1613 nucleotides long. RefSeq names its product chromosome unknown C1orf56 homolog (gene CUNH1orf56). Bases 454 to 1605 code for a protein of 383 amino acids. Lineage: Eukaryota; Metazoa; Chordata; Mammalia; Carnivora; Hyaenidae. The record is from RefSeq and is a predicted model, not a curated record. Gene Ontology annotation, biological process: regulation of cell population proliferation. The transcript is spliced from 2 exons.
GGACCGCAGUUGGCCUGGCUGCUGGGAACCAGGAGUCCGCUCCCUAGAUAUUGAAGAACUGCUGCUUCCUUCCCUGUGCCGCCCGCUGCCUGUGAGCCUGGGAAGGAGUGCUGUCAAAGCCAGUCGUUGCGUCCUCUGGAGUCAGUCCAGCUCUGUGGUCGUCAAUAAACUGCCCUUCGAGAUUUCAGCCCCGCUGCGAGGAAGUGCACUGCUUGCCCGGGGCCUUACAUCACAAUGCAUCUGUUGCUUCGGGCUCAUUCUGGCUGCAGAGGCUCCGGGGUGUUUAGCUGAGCCCCGGGGGCUGCGCCGAGAGGGCCUGGGGGAGGGGCGUGGCGCGCGGCAGGAGCCCCACAGGCCUCGGUUCCAACGACCCGAGAGUGGGAGGGAGGGAGAAGGUAGGAGGCCCGGCCUCCUGCGCUGGCCUCCUUCUCAGCCGCACGCUGCCGGGGCCCCAUGGUCCCCGCCGCCAGCGCGCUGCUAUGGGCCCUGCUGCUGAGUCUGGGGCCCCGGGCGGCGGGGGCCCGAGGCCUGACUGCGACCGAGACGCAGCGGGUCAGUUUCCACGUCGGGGUCCCUAUGUCCCGCAACUACCGAACUUCCCUCCGGACCGGGGCUCCCAAGAAGAUGAGGGUGACAAUGGAGGAUGAGGAUGACCUCGUGGCCAGUGCUGACCGCCUGGCAAGCCCGGCCGCCACCGAGCUCUUGGCCUCCACGGUGGCUACCGGCGUCCGUAAGUCGAUUGUGUCGUCGCCGGAGGAGGAUGAGUCUUUGGAAGAGGGCGUUGUGAUUAACGCCAGGAAGAAUAACGUGAGCGGAGGGGUGCUCAGAGCGACUUCCAACACAGUGAGGAUGCCCAGCCCCAGAUUUAAAGCUAACACUCAGGAGCCUGAGAUCAGGAUGUCUUCUUCGGACCAGCCGGCCUCCACCUGGACGUCGGCUGAGGACACCGCUCACCCCUACAGUAGCCAGUGGUCAACAGCAGGCUCCACCCCAAGUCGGUGGCCACACCCCUCGCCAACAGCCAUGCCCCCACCCGAGGAUCUGCAGCUGGUGCUCAUGCCCUGGGGCCCAUGGCACUGCCACUGCAGGUCUGGCACCAUGAGCCGGUCCAGGGCAGGGAAGCUGCAGGGUCUUUCGGGGCGACUUCGCGUCGGGGCGCUCAGCCAACUCCGCACAGAGCACCGGCCUUGCACCUACCAGCAAUGUCCCUGCAACCGGCUCCGGGAGGAGUGCCCCCUGGACACCAGUCUCUGUUCUGACACCAGCUGCGCCACUCAGACCACCACCGCCGCCGCCACCACCACCACCACCACCACCUCUCCCAUACCCCCCCUCAGCGACAGGCUCAGACCCGCAACCCUCUUCUUCCUUGGCCCCAGCCCCAGCCCCAGUCCGGCCCUCGCUUUUUGGAGACGAGUCAGGAUGGGGCUAGAGGAUAUUUGGAACAGUCUGUCUUCAGUGUUCACAGAGAUGCAACCAGUAAAUAGAGAGAAACCGCAGGUAAUGGCCACUUCAUCCACAAGAGAAGGUGUCAGCAUCUCCACCUCCCUACCCUUUCAGUCCCAGAAUCUCCUGGAUAUUUUUAGUACAGAAAAACAAAACUAGAAAAAUCA